Rodentolepis nana is the source of this 1257-nucleotide messenger RNA. The record is from the annotation of a GenBank genome assembly. Lineage: Eukaryota; Metazoa; Platyhelminthes; Cestoda; Cyclophyllidea; Hymenolepididae.
AUGGCGGUCAAUCGCAUCGCUUUUGCAUUUUCGAAUGCAAUUCUUGGGCGUGCUGUAGUCACUUCUCCUGUUGCGGGCAGCGUCUUUCUUCAACAGAACCGUAAUUAUGCCUCUGAGCCAAUAUCACUAACCAACCUAAAACGCGGAACAGGUGGUCGUUCCUCAUUCAAUGGUUUGGUUGUUACUGUUUUCGGUGCCUCGAGCUAUUUGGGCAAACAUAUUGUCCAACACUUAGGUCGAAUUGGGGCACAGGUCAUUGUGCCUUAUCGCAGUGAUCCCUACUUCAUCCGUGAUCUAAAAGUCAUGGGUGACUUGGGUCAAAUCCUAUUUUGUCCAUUCCAUUUGGAAGAUGAGGAGGCAAUCAAGAAGGCCAUGCGCUUUAGCAAUGUUACUAUUAAUUGCAUUGGUAAAAUGAACGCCACGCAUAAUUUCACCCAGGAACAAGUAAAUAUAGAUGGUGCAGCACGCAUUGCCCGACUUUCUAAGGAGAUGGGUGUUGAACGCCUUGUUCAUAUCUCAGCGCUUUCUCAGAAUCCUAAUCCUGAAAGGUUCGUGCGGAAACCCUCUGAGUUUCGCCGUACCAAGGCUCUUGGUGAGAAAGAAGUGCUCCGGGAACGUCCUGAUGCCAUAAUAUUCCGUCCUGCUGACAUUUGGGGCAACUCAGAUCGUUUUCUUUGCUACUACGCUUCCAGAGUGACGCUUGUCAUGCUCCCAGCGAACCUGUCAAUCCCUUUUGAUACCUUCUCUGUAGAGCGUAGAAUCUCCCGUGGCUCUACGAUCCAAAUUUGUUUGUGGGAGCGUGGGGAGAAGACAGUGAAGCAGCCCGUCUACGUUGGUGAUCUGGCCCGCGGUAUUGUGAACAGCCUCACUGCGGCCGAUGCUCCAGGUAAAGUCUACGAAGCCGUCGGACCUCAUCGCUACCGUCUCGACGAUUUGGUCAAGUGGGUCAUCUUCAAUUGCCGCUAUUUGCCUCGUGAAUUGGAACUCCGCAAAUUUACCCCCUGGUUCUUGGCCAAAGUUCAUUUGAAUGAGUACUUCGCUCGAGUAAAUCCGGCCCUCUGUUUUGAAAGAUUUGAGCACGAUUCCACCACCGACAAACUCUCGGGAGCUCCAACUCUCCUCGACUUGAAUGUGAAGUUGACCAAGAUCGAGGAUCGUAUUGCUCAAAUUCUCUUCAUCUACCGACGAUUGAACAAUUACUGGGAGGCUGUGGGUGAAUUCCCUGAACCACCAAAUCCUCCAAUCUCCCUUGUUUAA